ACCCUUCUAUACUCAGAAUAGACCAGACCACAUUCUUGCUCUGAAGUUAAGCCCAGUGUUACAUUUUCAUGCGCCAACUGCUGCGUCCUAAUGUCCCUCGUACAGCAAUAACCGCCCGUUAUGUUCCUCGUUAUUUGUCCCCGACUGCAGUUUGAUUCCCAAAUAAGUCAUUUUUUCUUUUAAAGAACAGAAUCCUUUUCAAAGGAAUUUGUCUGGCGCGUUCUAUUCUCGUACACUAUCCUCCCCCCGCCCUCCCCAGCCUCCGCACUUCAUCAGAAACUCGCAAUCCUACAGCUGUCUCAUUCCUCUGCAUUCAUGCAGGUUCUGAUUACUAUGCGUUCUCUAGAUGUUCAACUCCUGUUGUGACCCAACACCCCAGAGGCGGAGCAAACAAGCUGAGACGUCAGGGCAAAAAAAAAAAAAAAAAAAAAAUCAUCCUAGCCAUGCAAGCUAUCCCUGGGCUCAGCUGCUCCCAGCCCACAUCCAUGGCUUGUGUGACAGCAUCGGAACACAGAAGCCGCGUUGAAAUGCAGUUAGCAGUACAGCUGGGAGACAGGCAAGGAGGCGAUGGUCCAGUGACGAAAAUGAGCUUCCCGUGAGCUUGCUGAUCAACUGCGGUGCCUACUAGGGGCCGGGGGCUUCCCCUUGCGGCAGUGCCGGGCUCGGUGCGAAAAUACCCUGCGGUGCAACUCAGUUUCUCUUAGUGACUGCGGUGUUUUUCCUCCUUUUUUUUCUCCCACUUCCCGUGUCCUCUUCUCUAGGAUGGCGGAGGCAGAAUUGCACAAGGAAAGGCUGCAAGCCAUAGCUGAAAAAAGAAAAAGACAGACUGAAAUAGAAGGCAAGAGGCAGCAGCUUGAGGAACAGAUCCUUCAGCUGCAGCAUUCCAAGUCCAAAGCACUCCGAGAAAAAUGGCUGCUACAAGGAAUGCCAGCUGGUACUGCCGAAGAAGAAGAAGCUAGAAAGCGACAAUCUGAGGAAGAUGAGUUCAGAGUUAAAAAACUUGAAGAUAAUAUUCACAGGCUGGAGAAGGAAAUACAGACCCUAGAAAGUGAAGAGUCCCAGAUAUCUGCCAAAGAGAAAAUCAUCCUAGAGAAACUAAAGGAAACAGAGAAAUCUUUCAAGGAUUUUCAAAAGAGCUUUUCCAAUACGGAUGGAGAUGCAGUAAAUUACAUUUACACCCAGCCCCCUGACUUGCCAAUUCUCUAUUCACGAACAACAGAAUCAUCUCCUGAGCAAGACGGGACGAGCAGGGUAGCUGCUGUGUACGCCAUGGAAAUUAAUGUGGAGAAAGACAAACAAACAGGAGAGACCAAGAUUCUCUCUACAUCAACCCUUGGCCCAGAGGGGGUCCAUCAGAGAGGAGCCAAAAUCUAUGAUGACGGUACCAAAGUAGUCUAUGAGGUGCACUCAGGAGGUACCGUGGUAGAGAAUGGAGUGCAUAAACUAAAUUCAAAGGAUGUAGAUGAACUUAUUCAGAAAGCUGAACAAUCAAGCAUAAGAGGAGGACAUGAGGCAAAGGCUAUGUUGGAGAGGACUGUGAUAGCUGAUGGGAAACUCAGCCAUGCAAAGGAACAGAUGCUCUGCAAGGAGGCCAAGUUAGAAAUGGUCCACAAAUCUAGGAAAGACUGUCCUGCAGAGAGCGUAGAACAACAGACGAAAGCCAUUAGAGCUGAAGUCCCCGACGUGAGCGUGGACCAGCCAGUGACCAUGAUUUUCAUGGGCUACCAAAACAUAGAGGGUGAAGAGGAGGCCAAAAAGGUGCUAGGAUACGACGAGACCAUCAAAGCCGAGUUGGUGCUCAUUGACGAAGAUGAUGAGAAGUCACUCCGGGAGAAGACGGUGACCGACGUGUCCACUAUUGAUGGAAAUGCAGCUGAGCUUGUCUCUGGAAAGCCCAUCUCAGACACCACAGAGCCCUCCUCCCCCGAGGUGAAGGAGGAGAGCCUGGCCACAGAACCAGUCCCAGGAUCUCAGUGGGACAGUGUGCUGCCAUGUGGUGAUCAGAAAACCUUCAAUCCAUUAGAAACUUAUGUAGAAAUGACUGUACAGAAACCCCACAAGCUUCUUGAGGAUAACAUCAGAUUGACAAAAGGUGGAGAUCACUAUAGUGCCAAUCUGCUGGGACCUCCCACCAGCAUUCUUUCCCCUAGCAACAAGAACAUGGAAAUAGAAAUCCCCAUUGCAGAAUGUAAAAGUGUCUCUGGGAUUUCUUCAGCAUCACAUUCCAUGGACAGUUCCUCUCCUUUUUAUUCCCCUCAUAAUGGCCUCAUCUCAGACCACCAUGAAUCCCUGGAUAAUGAGGUGGCUAGAGAGAUCCAGUAUCUAGAUGAAGUGUUAGAGGCCAAUUGUUGUGACUCUGCUGCUGAUGUGUCUUACAAUGGGAUAUCUUCGCCAGAGCCAGGUGUAACCAUCACUGUGGGCAGUCCAGGUCCAUCUGUCCACACAACAAACCACAUAGAACUCCCUGAAAGGGAAGCAGUUCUUCUUGUUGGCAGGCAGGCCCCUCCUCUCAUAGAGCUGAGCCAAGGUGAAAUCAUGGCAGACACCUUCAGGGCAAAUGGUCACUCUCCAGAUGGGCAGAGGGAUAACCUUCAAGCCCCUGUGAGCCCCAGUUCUUCAACCAGUUCAAAGGGGUCUUUCCGAGAUGGGGAGACCACUCUCACCACUUUGAAGAAAGAAGCAAAAUUUGAAUUGCGUGCCUUCCAUGAGGAUAAGAAGCCAUCCAAACUUUUUGAGGAUGAUAACAAUGAGAAGGAAGCAUAUAGAGUCCGAAAGGUAAGGCCAUCAGAGGAGAUGCUGGAACUAGAAAAAGAGAGGCGAGAACUAAUCCGGAGUCAGGCAGUGAAAAAAAAUCCUGCCAUCGCAGCCAAAUGGUGGAACCCACCCCAGGAACCCACUCUAGAGGAACAACUGGAUGAUGAGCCUCUAGAGUCACAUAAAAAGUAUAAGGAACGCAAGGAGAGGAGGCAGCAACAAGAACAGCAGCUGCAGCAGCAACAGCCACAGCUGCCACCACAGUCUUCCACAAUUCCAGCCUCCCCUAAACAGACAGUCUGCUCUUUUGAACUUGCAGACCCAUCCAGUGGUCUGAAGGAGGAUGUUGUCACAGAGCAAAUAGACUUCUCUGCUGCAAGGAAGCAGUUUCAGUUGAUGGAGAAUUCCAGACAAACAGGAGGCAGGGGCCAAGGAGCACCCAGACUGUUUUCCAUCAAACCCUUUUAUAGACCUUUGGGUUCCAGUUACUCAGAUAAGCCGUCCACCAUCACAAGACCAGUUUCAGUUGUGGGGCAGAUGGAGGAUGAUGGAAUAUCUGCAGCCAAGGGACAGAAGGCCUCCUAUGUUCCAGAGAAUCAGCUUUUAGGAAACCAGAACAAUCCAGUUAGUCCUGAAAAGGAAUCUCCCUGUACUGACCCUUCAAAACAUGUGUCAUCAGCCAAGCUGUGGGCAGAGGAGGGGGAGUUUACAAGUGCUCGAGCUGUCUUCACAGUGGUGAAGGAUGAGGACCCUGGCAUCUUAGAUCCAUUUACGAGGUCAGUCUAUGUCUCUUCACCCCCAGAGGAGCUGGACUCUGGUUUGGAGGAGCUGUCAGUGAGAUCUCAGGGCACCACGGUGCUGGAAACCCUGUCCAAUGACUUCAGCAUGGACAAUCUCAGUGACAGCGGUGCAUCCAAUGAGACAAUGAAUGCCCUACAAGAAAACUCCUUGACAGAUUUUUCUCUGCCCCAAACUCCACAGACUGACAUCCCCCCCGAGGGACGAGCUGAAGGUUCAGUGUCCAAGUCAUUCAGUGACCAUGGUUUUUAUUCCCCUUCCUCCAUGCUUGGAGAUUCCCUGCUUGCAGAUGACCCACUGGAAUAUCAUGCCGGUCUUUUGGUGCAGAAUGCCAUCCAACAAGCCAUAGCUGAGCAGGCUGACAAAGCCACCAAAGACCCAGCUGAACAAAAGAUUUGCCCAGGGGAAGCCCAGCACAAAGUUGGGGCAGUGGUUCCCUGCUCAGAGAAACCUCAGAGCACAUUUAAGCCACCUCAAGUGUCUUCUCCUGUUCAAGAAAAAAGAGAUGUAUUACCAAAGAUGGCAACAGAUGAAGACAGAGACCUCAGGGAAGAGACGGCUUCCCAACAAUUCCCCACUAUUCAUUCUGUUCAUCCAGUCCACAUCGAGGAGAGCAGGCCAGAAGGAAGCUACUUUAGCAAGUAUUCAGAGGCAGCUGAGUUGAGGAGUACAGCCUCCCUCUUGGCCACUCAGGAGUCAGAGGUGACGGUGGGACCCUUUAAGCUAAGGUCAAGGAAGCAGAGGACUUUGUCCAUGAUAGAAGAAGAGAUCCGAGCAGCCCAGGAGAGAGAGGAGGAACUGAAGAGGCAGAGGCAAGUCUUACAGACAACCCAGAGCCUCAGAGUGAAGAACGCCUCUACCCUGCCCUCCAGAACAGUGUGCUACAAAACAGCACCCGGGAAAAUAGAGAAAGUCAAACCUCCUCCAUCCCCCACAACAGAAGGCCCCAGCUCGCAGUCUGAUUUACUUCCCGAAGAGGCUGCCGGAUCCCAGCGGCCCAAGAAUCUGAUGCAGACCCUCAUGGAAGAUUACGAAACACACAAAUCUAAAAGGCGUGAGAAAAUGGAUGAGAGCAGUUACACCUGUAAAUUACUGUCUAACAGCAAGGUUACUUCUGAGGUCCUUGAGGCAACCCGGGUGAAUCGUCGGAAGAGUGCAUUAGCCUUGCGUUGGGAAGCAGGAAUUUAUGCCAACCGGGAGGAAGAGGAGGAUGAAUAAAUAUUUCUCAAUCAAGUUCAUUUGGUGCAUGGAACAAGAAGAAACCAAAAAAAAAAAAAAAGAGAGAGAGAGAGAGAGAGAGAGAGAGAAAAGAAAGUAACCCUUUUUAAUGAAAUACUUAUUAAGGAGUAAAAAAGCUCAGUGAUUUAGACCAGAAAUACUGCAAAAGACAUCUUUGGGAGGAAACUUAAAAUAAAUUGGAAACUCAUCUACUGAACUCUCAGCAUACCCCAAGGGAAAAAGAGAGCAAGAGAAGAUUCCUAUGACUUACUGGGUUUAUCCAAAAGGAGGAUAUCACCACCAUCAAUAAGAACAGCCACAGCUGUGAUGCCUGCAGCAAGUAACUAUUGAAGGUCAAAGUAAUUACAAAUGGUGGAAACCUGAACAAAUCAAUGUGCUUCCUUCUAACAGGACUCCCUGCCUAACUUUGCGCUAAGGAAGAGCAAGCAGUCCAUGGUGAGCUCUAUCAAAAGAGCACAUCUUGUGCAGGAGCAAUUUAACAAGGCACAUGGUAUUCCUUUGGAUCCUCCUACAGUUUCAUUGUCCCCAUUCCCCAUGCUGUGCUAGGAACAUCAUGUUCACCCCAGUUACAGCCAUAAAUAGGAUGUUUGGGUUUUUUUUUUUUUUUUAAAGAAUUUUUCAAGGGAGAGGUAAAGUUACUCUCUUUCUCUUAAUUUAACUUUUUAAAAUCAGGACUAUCACUGCAAAAUGUACAAUCCAUAUUUUACAAUCAGUAUACUUAAUAAAGUAUUUCUUCCUAUUACAAUCUCUUUUAGAUUAGGAGGUUGAAGAAUGACAGGGAGGGGAGCCAACACAAAUGAAUUAUUUUAGCUUUAGGAUCCUGUCUGCUUGUAAUAUUGACUGGUCUCCAGUUCUUGAGGACAUAUUUACACAAUUAUGUUUCUUAAUAUAAAAAUCUGUAUUUAGUGGGCAACAAGUAUUUUUAUGAUGGGAAGAGGGCCAUGCUUGUAUACAGUCUUUACACAUUGAACAAAUAAAUGAUUCAGAAAGUUUAGGGGUGGGAGAAUAAAUAUAGUUUUUAGAGAGGCAAUAAUUGAAAACAAAGAAGGGCACAUUUUGACUUAAAGUGUAUUAAACAAGAAGAAAAUAGUUGUGUUUAUAACUAUAUUUUGUAAUGAUAAAGCAGGCCUUGAAGAGAGAGAGUGAGAAAUGGAAAUCUUUGUAUUUCCAGAAAGUGAAAAUUUUGAGCGGUCUUGAAAGUAGAUAAAAAAAGGUGAAAAAGAGAUGAGAGGGAAAGAGGUUAUUUUUGCUGUUCAGCCAGUGUUUUCCAGAAUGAUACACAGAAACACAUAAAAUUAGGACUUUGAAGGAUUGGAGUCAACUACAAAUACUCAAAUUGUGUGUGUGUGUGUGUGUGUGUGUGUGCCCGCCUACUUGCAUACACAAUGCAGUAUGUGUACUUGUGAGUUAGGGGUGUGUGUGUGUGUGUGUGUGUGUGUGUGUGUGUGUGUAAAUUCCAGAAUGACUUUGGGUUAGAAUUGUAAAAUUAUUUUUUUCAGAGCUGUUUGCUAGCUAUGAGAGUGAUUGAGAAUUUCUUUUUUAUGAAAAGGGAUAUAAAGGCACUGAAUUGAGGCAGUAUUUGUAAUAUUAAAUUGACCCAACAUGGUAUUUGCAUGAAGCCCAAAUGCAGUGUUUUGAGGCAGUUUUGUAAAAUGACUUUUAGAAAAAAGGAUUGUGGUAUUUAUUCUUGUGCAUUGUAUUCAUAGGUAGACUAGAGGAUGCUGGUUUUACUUUCAUUUAAAGCAAUAUAAUGGUGAUAUUCUACAAUUGAGUGCCAUAAUAUCUAAAUAAGAAUUUUUAAAAAAUCUGACAAUGAGGAAACAAUAACCUGCUUCCUUUUCUUCGUAACUAGUAUUUUUAUUUUUUUAAGGCAAUAAUUAAAUUUAGUCUCAUUAAUAUUCACUUCUACUUUGUUUCUGGUAUGUCAUAUGAUAUGAUAUGUGUUGCUCUAACAAGGAGCAAUUUUCACUUAAAGUAUAUGGCAAAGUCCACAAUGCAUCAUUCUUAGUUUGUCUGUUUUUUUAAGUAGAUAAUAUAAGUGUUAACUUGGGGUAGGGGGGUAGAGAAUGUAAGCAAAAAUGAUAUUAACAAAGGGGAUAGAAAUAGUGGACUGCCAAAGAGCUGUCUUGUUUGAAGCCAAGUUUUAGAAAUGUGAACCAAAAAUCGCACCUGCUGUUAACCUGAUGUAUCUGGACCUGUGGAUUUUGUUUUGUUUUGUUUUCUAUAAGUAAUAAAGUAAAAUCUCUUUGAGUCCUACAUUGUCCAUAGAAAUCGGCAAAUAAUUCCAAAGUGUAGCAAUUAAACACCAAUAGGACAUUUUUAAGACUGGUUUAAGCUUAACUUGAAUAUUGGGGGGGAGGGGUGUUUUUGUUUUUUUUUUACAAAGAACUUCUGCACUACUUUUGAGAAAAUAUACAGGUAGAAAAAUAGCUUCUGAAUAGAUUUAAUGUGCCUAGGUUUGCAUUAACAGGCUUAAACCCUUCAGCAGAAGACGCUUGUUCCAAGGGCCACAACAAAUUUUAUAGCUAAAAGGAAAAUUGAAGGUCAGGUAGGCUAAUGCUUUCCUUUGAUAGAUUAGAAAACUGAAGCUAAAAUUAAAAUGGCUUGCCCAGAGUCAUACCAAAUGGGUCAUCAUUUGAAUUUCAAGUUCCUGACUCUUCAUCUUGCAUUUAUUCUGCUCUAAGAUGCUGCCUUUCUGGCUAUUUUUCCUCAUUCUUCACCCAAAAAUAUCCUCUUUGGGAGAACUGCAAAUUAGAAUUCCUUAAGAGAAUCUGGAUUUUCCAGAAUGUUUAUUCAUUUUGCAAGCAAGCAUUCUUGAGCACCAGUGGUGUGCAUAGCUUCAGACUAGCUAGGUUCCAUCAAUAAGAAACCCAGAGAGGAUUUGGUCAUUGGGAAAGAAAGAUUUUUUUUUUUUUAAGUGAAAAGAGUAAGUUCUACUUACUCUCCCUUUCCCAUCCCACCUUUCCCAUACCAAAUUGUGUCCUCUCCUUCAUAUCCACAGAAAAAUAUUCAAAUAGAUAGAAUAUUUGUAUUCAAGCAUAUAGUGGAAAUAACACUGCCUAGAAUCUGAAUUUAAAUAUAGCCUUUGGUGUUUAUAACUUGCCUGACAAGGCGCCCAAUCUUCCAAAGACCCAAUAGUUCAAUUUCCACAGGUUGACUCAUGCUUCUUUCUCCCCUUUGUUUUUUUCAUGCAGAAGUUUUGGAAACAGGGUUCUGUUCAUAACAAGAAGCAUGGGCUAUGUGUCCCUUGGAUCAAGCUAUAUAGUUUAUUCUUCUUGUCGGUAUCACUUGCAUGUUAUCACAUAGGUAUCCAUAUAUAUAUGUGUAGUAUAUAUAUAUAGUAUGUAUGUAUACACAUACAUACAUGUAUGUAUCCAUAUGCACACACAUGCAUAUAUAAGAAAUUAAAAGAAGGAAUACUAUUACAAUGUUAAUGCUAUCUCCAUGGAAAAAAUAAAACCUUUCUCCAGCUAAAGAACAGAUGUAAUGAAAUUUCAUUGCAAGGAAGAAUAGCUUCAGCAUUAGAGUCAAUGAAUAUAUCCAGUUUUGGUUUAUAGCAUUAAUUUCCUCAACUGUUAUUCAUUGAGCUGCCAAACUUUGAUUUUUGUCUUGCUUUUGAUUCAUAUUACAUUAAAAAGAAAAAGGAAAAAAAGGAACAAGACUUUUGUUUAUCAAAACUCAAUCAUACUGUAUACUUGGCUUUCUGUGUAUGUUAACCUCUUAAAUGUAACUAUUCUGCUUCUGUUUUAUAGUGACUGUGGGACAUACAAUGCAAGUAUAUAAUUAUUUUCUCAUUAAAACCAAAGCCUGUGUUGUAUUUCUAUAAAUGACUACUGUUUAAAUCUUAGUCACCAAUCUUAGUCACUAACCUUAGUCUGGAAAAGAUGGAUCCAGUGGCAGAAAUGAAACAAAUGAAGGCAAUUUGGGAAUUCCAGGCUUUGAAGAUAAAAUAUUUUUUUUCUCACAUGUCAAUCCAUAAAAUGUCCAACUCAAGAGCUUAACACAUACUGAGUAUGAGCUUGUCAGAAAUAAAACAUGGUUCCCAGAGUAAAUAAUUAUCCACGUCCUUUAUUUAGGAAUCCCAUCUGAAUACAACACCUACCUGGGUGUUGCCUUUUGUUUUUAUCCCUUAAUAAUUACCUGAUUCAUUCCAUCCUUACCUCUCACCCUUCUUCCUCCUCCCUAGCACUGAAAUCUCCCCUGAAACAAAGGAAAAUAGUCAAGAAAAAAACAACCAAUGCAGAGAAAAUGCCAGAGAGACUAUGUAACAUUUUGUAAGAGUUGAGAGAGAAGAGAUUCAUUACUUGUUUUCCUCAGGCAUGCUCCUUAGAAAAUAUUCUAAAUGUGGAAUGCCCACCUUGCUUGAUUGAAUUAAAAUCAAAUAGCAUUUAUUAAGGGACUACUAGCAAUAGUAAGGAAGGCAAAAAUUAAAUCAAUUCAAAAAUGGCAGUUUGACUGUACAAAACAUAGAAUGUGAUAGUUUAACUAGUUCAUUGGAGUUGUUUAAUAUUUGCUAGAUCUAUGAGAACCAUGAUUUUCCUGAAUUAAAUCAAUCCCUCAGCAUUUAUUUGGGCUACUACUCUGAAGACUCUUUACUCUGAAGUAAAGCUCAUUGUCCUUACAGAUAAUCUGUGAAGUCAUGCUUUUUUUAUUUCUAAAUACCUUGAGUACCUAUUAAUAAAAUUGUUAACUGAAAUUGA
Messenger RNA from Antechinus flavipes (yellow-footed antechinus), 9491 nucleotides. RefSeq names its product PALM2 and AKAP2 fusion (gene PALM2AKAP2). The transcript is spliced from 12 exons. Gene Ontology annotation, cellular component: membrane. Bases 763 to 4770 code for a protein of 1335 amino acids. The record is from RefSeq and is a predicted model, not a curated record. NCBI's taxonomy places the organism in Eukaryota, Metazoa, Chordata, Mammalia, Dasyuromorphia, Dasyuridae. Gene Ontology annotation, biological process: regulation of cell shape.